Molecule: messenger RNA, 1120 nt
Organism: Boeremia exigua
Lineage: Eukaryota; Fungi; Ascomycota; Dothideomycetes; Pleosporales; Didymellaceae
Exons: 1
Coding region: 35-1039 (334 amino acids)
Source: RefSeq, a predicted model, not a curated record
CAAAUUUGAAACAUCGGUUCUGUAACCGGCUCGAAUGGCUAUCCAUGGUGGCGAUCCUGUUGAGCGUCCAGAAAACAAUGCGCCAACAGAUGCUCUGUUAGCCGAGAAGACGAAGAAUGAUACACUGAUGAACCUUUUACAAGUUCAGACAGGUAUUAUCGCCAAUCUGACUGAAACAGUCAAGAAACUGUCUACUAGCCCUCCCAGUGUACCGGAGCCCACAAAUUUAUCUCAGCAACCAUUGCGUUUCUUAUACCGAACUUGGCACUCAAACUCAAGAGCAAAAGAAGACGAGAGUGGUGACAUUGUCGCCGGAAACCCCGAUUGGCUAGUCGAGACAGAAGACGAAAUCGCACUACAUUUUGCGGAGUUCCAUUCCGACAAAACAAGCAAGAAGGACACUACCUUGAUAUCUGUGACGCACGACCCGGUUCGAGCCAUCAAAGUCGCUUAUUAUGAAUGGAAAUACCAAAGCUUUGACACACGAGAUGCAUCCACGAUCUUCAUCUCUACUAUAAAGAGUUCAGGCAGCUACUCUGCAAAAGCUCUCAAGGAGAGAGCGCUCGCGAAACCUACGUCUUUACGCUUGAGCAAGGAGGCUUAUAACCGACUAACCGAACCGAGAAACUUGAGGCUUUAUGAUUCCGAACAUUUGUUCGUUUCGAGGAUUUCGAAGGAGCAAAUCAAGGUUCGAGUGAGCCUUCAAGAUUUGUUUGACAAGAAGCUAUUGGAUGACAUACUGCCCGAACUUGACGAAAGACAUGACGUCUUCGACAGCUGCUUGAGUCCAAGCGCGAUUCGCAGCAGUAUAUUUCGCAAAUACGAUGGUGCAGUCGACAAGGUGGCUGGGAGACUCGAACAAGUAUAUUGUGCGCUUGCAGGUUUGGAAACAAAAAGACCAAAGCGGUCCUCAUUAAGACUUGCACAACAGUUAAUGCAAGACGAUCCUACACUUGAUGAUUGUGUAAGAGAGAUUGGUAUAGACAUGAUACAAAAGAAAAUGGGCAGAUUGAGGGUAAGGGCCGUGCCGGUCAGAUGAUUGGAUAAGUCGGCGUAAGCCGCCGUGGUCAGACGCUACGGUACUACCUAAGGGGUGUUCCGUGUCGCCAUACCUGAGUAG